AGGACAUCACUCAAGGCUGCAAGAUUCAUUCAAGGCAUGGGACACGUGUUUGAUGGUGGUGGACAGGCAGUAGAAGAUCUUAUUUAAUUCCAAAGUGCAACGAAAUGAGAGGAAAAAUAAAGAAAAAAGAGUGAGCGAGAGAGAGAGAGAGAGAGCGAGAAGUGCAUGUAGAAUAACACACACCAUGCAUGUAGCAAUUCACACACAAACAAUGCACUUUUAUCUUUAUAGGCACUUUUGGGCCCUAAAGCAUCGAAGGCAAAGAAGAAACCAUGGCAUCUCCUCAAUCACAUCCUCUUAUUGUCAUCCCCACUCUGAUUCCACUUCUUUUUAUUACCCUUCUAAGAACCAUCCUUUCCCAAGACCCCAGUUCCUCUAGUCCCACCAUAGCCGAAUGUGCAUCGCGCCUGCUUCCACUGGCCCCUUGUGCACCAUUUGUACAGGGCACAGCUCAGUCACCAGCGCAGCUGUGUUGCAACAACCUCGAGCAACUCUACAGCCAAGAGCCCCAUUGUCUUUGCCUCUUGCUCAAUGACACUACCUCGAUCAGCUCUUUCCCUAUAAACACCACACUUGCCCUGCAGCUGCCUAAUCUUUGCAAACUCCAAGCCGACAUCUCUGCUUGUUCAGGAAAAAAUGUGCCUCCUAGUUCACAUGGUUCUCAAGUUUCCCCGGAGACAAACACCAACUCUACUCAUUGGACAAAUCCCAACUCGACCGUUGUUGCUUCUCCGAUGGUCCAGCUGCAACCAAGACCCAACAUUAUGGGACUAGGCUUUGGCAGUAGCAUCAGCACCAAAUUGAAAGCAGAAGGUUAUUUUACAUUGAUGGUGACAAUGGCAGCUUUUCUGUUGACGAGAUUACUGUAA
Juglans microcarpa x Juglans regia is the source of this 869-nucleotide messenger RNA. RefSeq names its product non-specific lipid transfer protein GPI-anchored 10-like. The coding region runs from base 273 to 869 and encodes 198 amino acids. The transcript is spliced from 3 exons. NCBI's taxonomy places the organism in Eukaryota, Viridiplantae, Streptophyta, Magnoliopsida, Fagales, Juglandaceae. The record is from RefSeq and is a predicted model, not a curated record.